Molecule: messenger RNA, 610 nt
Organism: Drosophila suzukii
Lineage: Eukaryota; Metazoa; Arthropoda; Insecta; Diptera; Drosophilidae
Gene: COX7CL
Product: Cytochrome c oxidase subunit 7C-like
Biological process (GO): mitochondrial electron transport, cytochrome c to oxygen
Source: RefSeq, a predicted model, not a curated record
GUGAUAGGACCAUAAGUUAUGUUGGUAUAGUACCCAAAUCUUUUAACAAUGUCAUAAAGAACGUAAUCGUGUUCCUAUCGUUUAAAAUUAUGUUUGUUUAAAAAUGAAAACAGAUAUGUAGUUAUAGAGUACACCAUUUAUAUCAAGCAUAAUACCCCAUUUCCUUUUCAACAUACCCAAAAAGACAAUAGCAACAGUAGGCGAUCGUUCAAAGCAAAAAACUGUCAUUACGUUUUUGGAAAUCAGGGAGUCACUUCUCAUUCGUCAGCUACCUAAGAACUAAAUAUUUCAGUCUCAAAAAGCUGUUUAAAACUUAGAUAUGUGGUUUUCACUUCGUAAGCCCAUUAGCCAGUUUUGCGGGCCACUAAAGCGCCAUGGACACGGAUAUGGAGGAGGUUGUCCCGGAGCGAACUUGCCCUUUGGCUUGGAUAGCCCGAUGCGCUUCACAGUGUGCUAUCUCAUUGCGGGAAUCGUUGGAUUUGGAGCUCCGUUUCUGGUGAUUCGCCACCAGAUGCUGCGUAAUGUCACCGAUGAACCCAAGGAGGAUUAAACCGAAAAUGAUAUUAAGCACUUACUCGUUAAUAAAAUAUUAAAGGCAUUGCACUUGGAA